CGUCUUUGGGCUGCCCUGGUUCCGCGGCGUUCGGUUCCCGGCCCGGUGUCCCGGCGGGUUCGCAGUCGCGGGCCGGGGCGAGCGGCAGCGCGGGCUGCGGGCGGCGGCGGCUGCAGUCCCAGCGCGCACCGCUGGGUGGUGCCCUCGGCCAAGGCGGCGCCGAGCGGCUGCGGCAGCGGAGGCGGCCGAGCCCGGAGCGGCACAGCCCGAGCGAGCCCGGCCCGGCCCGGCCCGGCCCGGCCCAGCUUAGAGCAGCCCAGCGCAGCCGGGCGGAGGUGGCGGCGGCUGCGGCAGCGAGCGCUGCCCCGUGUCCCCCGCUGCCGGGACAGCCCGGCUGCAGAGGUUGCGGAGCGCCGGCCGCAAUCUGAGGCAGCGAGGGAAGGCGCCCGCGCCGCCCUUGGCCGCUUGCUUUCGGCGGGGAAUCGCCCGGGACAGCCGCCCAGAGACCGACACCGGCCGCCGCCGCCGCCGCCGCCGCCGCGCCAUGGCGCUCGCAAGGCAAGUGCUUUGUGUGUGUGCUUUGCUGUCGCUGCCGCUCGCUCGCGCCGAGCCCAUCCGCUACUCCGUGGCCGAGGAGGCGGAAAGCGGCUCCCUGGUGGGCAAGCUGGCGGAGGAUGCGGGGCUGCCGCCGGCGCAGCUCUCGGCUCGCCGCGCCCGCCUGGUGUCGGAGGACGGCCGGCAGCAUUUUCGCUUGGAGCGCGCCUCCGGCCGCCUGCUGGUGGCGGGGAGGCUGGACCGGGAGCAGCUGUGCGGCCAGUCCGCCACCUGCAUGCUCCCCUUCGAGCUGCUGCUCUCCGGCCCCCUGCAGUUCUUUCGCGUCGAGGUGACUCUGGAGGACAUCAAUGACCAUUCACCCGUCUUCCCCGAGGAACGAGUCAGAUUUGACAUCCCGGAAACGAGCGAGGCAGGUUCACGUUUCACACUGGAGGGUGCUCAAGAUCUCGAUAUUGGCAGCAACGCAGUCCAGCAGUACAGUAUUUCUCCCAUGAAUGAGUAUUUUAGCAUUUACUAUGGAAGUCGGAAUGAGGAUGACAAGUAUGUUGAACUUGUUUUGACAAAGCCAUUAGACAGGGAGGAGCAUGCAGAGAUUGGGUUCAGUCUCAUUGCUGUGGAUGGUGGCUCUCCUCCCAGGAGUGGAACAACCCAAAUCCACAUUGUCAUUCUAGAUGCAAAUGACAAUGCUCCCAACUUCAAGGAAGAGCGCUAUAUUGGAAAGGUUCUGGAGAACAUGCCAGAAGGCACUGUGGUUCUGACUGUGCUGGCAACCGAUUCGGAUGCAGGAGUUAAUGGCGAAAUCUCCUAUCAACUCAUCCAAGCACUGGGUCAGAGAGACUCAGCAUUUGUGAUUGAUGCCAUAACUGGUGAAAUCAAACUCACAAAACCUCUGGACUUUGAGUCAGCAGACACUCAUGAAUUCCGUGUGAGGGCCACAGACGGAGGGGGCCUGUCAGCAAUCUGCAAAGUGUUAGUGGAGGUGGUGGAUGUGAAUGACAAUGCCCCAGAGGUGGUGGUCAGUUCCUUCAGCAGUCCCCUCCCCGAGAACACAGUGCCCGGCACGGUGGUUGCCCUGUUUUCGGUCAGGGACCGGGAUUCUGGUGCCAACGGGAAGAUCUCCUGUGCCCUGGAGGAUGAGCUGUCCUUCUCCCUGCGGGCAGCCUAUAAGAAUUACUAUGAGCUGGUGACAGUGAGCGCGCUGGACCGGGAGGAGAGGCCUCAGUACAUCCUGAGUGUGACGGCAGCAGAUGCGGGCUGGCCUCCUCUGAGCACCACGCAGACCUUCACCGUGGAGAUCUCAGAUGUCAACGACAACGCCCCCGUCUUCAACCAGAGCUCCUACACCAUGUACGUGCGUGAGAACAGUGCGGCCGCGGUGUUUGUUGGCGCCGUGAGCGCUGCAGAUGCUGACGUGGGGCUGAAUGGCAAGGUGAGCUAUUCCCUGGCAGCAGAGCAAGGGGCGGAGCGGCCCUGGUGCUCCUGCCUGUCUGUGGACUCGGAGAAGGGGCACGUGUUUGUGCUGCGGCCCCUGGACUACGAGCACUUGAGGCAGACGGAGGUGACGGUCAGUGCCUCUGACGCGGGCUCUCCUCCCCUGCGAGCCAACGUCACCGUCCGCCUGGUCGUGCUGGACGAGAAUGACAACGCCCCGCUCGUGCUGUACCCAGCCCAGGAGAGCAGCCCAGGCUCCAGCGAGCUGGUGCCCGUGUGGGCCGAGGCGGGCUACCUGGUCAGCAAAGUGGUGGCCGUGGAUGCGGACUCGGGCCAGAACUCCUGGCUCUCGUUCCAGCUGCUGAGGGCCAGCGAGCCAGGGCUGUUCUCCGUGGGCCUGCAAAGCGGGGAGGUGCGUCUGAGGAGGCCGGUGACAGAGAGAGACAGCGUGAAGCAGAAGCUGGUUGUGCUGGUCAGAGACAACGGCAAGCCCCCGCUGUCAGCCACGGCAGCUCUGAGCGCUCUCCUGCUCAAGGACUUCUCAGAGGUGCGCCUGCCGCACAGCAGCCCGGCCUCCGAGGACCAGGGCGGCUCCCUGACCACCUAUUUGAUCAUUGCCUUGGUCUUUGUCUCACUGCUCUUCCUCGUCUCCAUCGCCGUCUUGGUGGCUCGCAAGGUGUGCGGGAGGCAGGAGCUGAAGGCUGGCCCUGUGCUUUAUGCUGCCGACACCUUGCAGAGCGGCCUGGCCGAUGCAGCCGCUGCAGGGACCCUGCCCCGCGCCUAUUGCUACGAGAUCAGCCUGACCACGGGCUCGGGCAACAGCGAGUUCAAAUUCCUCAAGCCCAUCGUGCCCAGCCUGCCCCCUCAGCACUGCGCCGUGGGCCAGGGCCCGGAUGAGGAACAGGAUUUCCCCGGUGUCCCUGUCAGCAGCGAGGACAUGGCCCCAGACACUGCUGGGGCUUUCUCUGCAGGACAGUUCAACGCUCUUUCCUUUAACUAGCUGGGGUCUGCACGGUCAGAGGUUUCAAUACCCAUGGUAUCAGUGGAUCCAGUCUGGAGCAUGUGAUAGUGAUUCAUCCAGUGUAUAUCUGUGUGUGUAAAUGGUUUAACCUAUUUCCUGCAUAUUCUAAUUGGAAUUAAUAUCUACCACUCCAAAAACUAUUAGGGAAUUAAUAGAUGCCAAAGUUGUCUCCCUAAGUUUGUAAUGGGUUUCUCCUCUGCUAUGGCCAUUUUUUACAGGCAUUAUGUAUCUGGUUAGGAGUCUCAGCUUUUUUUCUUCUUUCUGUUAUUGUCUGACUAGACAGAGGAUCUUUUUCUUCCUAGGUUUAGGACAAUGUCACUGUUGGCCAUACAAAUCAUAUCCUCACUAAAAUGUAAAAAAGGCCCGGUUUGUGUUUUAGGAAAGUGUGAAAGUUUUGGGAUUGAGUUACAAUGUCAUUUGUGCACUAGGGUUUUCUUGCCUGGGUUCUGGAUGUCUCUUUUUGAGAUGGGAGCUCUGUGUGCAGACAUUGAAUAUCUGCAGAUGCUUCAGAAUUACUGCCUGGUGAAGCAGGGGGCUGCUCCCACCCAGCCAUGACAACAGGCCGUGCCAGCUGAGCAGGGAAGGAGGUGAUUUGGAGCCUUUUGCAACAGCAGUGUCUUCAUCCUAAUGUAGAUCAGAGUAGAGCUGCAAAAUGGAUAACAAUAUCUUCCUUUGGCUUGCAAGAGGGGCUUCGGUGUUCUGUCUUCUCAGGAUUGUCUUGGAAAUACAAGAACACACAAAUUUUUAGGGUAGACUGUAACUGGACAGAGUUGUAGAAACAUGUUCAUUGUUGUUGAAUACAUUGAAGGAAAACUCCAUAAAUACUACAAGCUAAUUAUUAAGAGGAAGAGUAAAGAAGGUCUUGAAAAUAGUCAAUGAGAUUGGUGUUUUCAUUGUUGUUCCUGAAUCCCAAGGCUUCUUGAUGGGACUAGAAAGCUGUCCAUGCAUGAUUUUCUGUGUUUGUGUUGGAGCAUUUGCAUUCCCAUGUUUGCCCUUUCUCCUCUGAAAUGAACUGAGCACUGUGCUGAGCCUGUUCCUCUAGAGAAGGACUGCCACCCCAUCUAGAAUAACUGUUUGUUUGAAUGAUGUCUGUGAUGCACAAAAUAAUCAGAAAGCCUCCCUCUUGCACUGUGAUAUGCUGAAGUGAUACAGUUUAACAUUGUAAAUUGGUAUAACUGUGGGAUUAGGAACUGAAAAAUUGUGUUAGACUGAAAUAAAGACAACACUUGACUGCU
Passer domesticus (house sparrow) is the source of this 4182-nucleotide messenger RNA. RefSeq names its product protocadherin beta-15-like. Gene Ontology annotation, biological process: homophilic cell-cell adhesion. Gene Ontology annotation, cellular component: plasma membrane. The transcript has a single exon. Gene Ontology annotation, molecular function: calcium ion binding. NCBI's taxonomy places the organism in Eukaryota, Metazoa, Chordata, Aves, Passeriformes, Passeridae. The record is from RefSeq and is a predicted model, not a curated record. Bases 485 to 2926 code for a protein of 813 amino acids.